Messenger RNA from Gadus macrocephalus (Pacific cod), 1435 nucleotides. RefSeq lists its product as uncharacterized. The transcript has 5 exons. The record is from RefSeq and is a predicted model, not a curated record. Bases 86 to 589 code for a protein of 167 amino acids. Lineage: Eukaryota; Metazoa; Chordata; Actinopteri; Gadiformes; Gadidae.
CCCCCCGCCCCCUUGACAGGAAACUGUCUACACUGAAGCGGUUUCAGGGGCCCACUUUGUUUCCAACACUGAUCAAUUGCAGAAGAUGUUAUUGUCAAUAUAUGUUGAGCUGGCGUUUCUACAUUUAGCAACCUCAAGUCCUAAAAUAGUCGGGAAUUGCAAAGAAAAUGGUACUUUAAACUGUGAUGGAAUCGAAAAGGGCUCCUUCAACGCUAUCACAUGGACCAAGCAACCGUCUUUCCGUAUAAUCAGAAGAAGCCGUGGUGAGAUUUGGCCAUAUGAUUUCAAUCGGACUGCUUACCUGACCGAUGAAAACAGCCUUCUUCUCCCUGACCUUACGCCUGAAGACUCAGGAACCUACGAGUGUCUGAUCGGGGCAAACCCCGGGGGUAAGAACUCCAGGUUUGAGGUGAUCCUGGAGGUUCCAGUUUGUGUGACUGAGCCCCCCGUUCCUGAGCCCCCCGUUCCUGAGCCACCUGAUCUGCCCAUCCCACAGACAGUUGGCUGUUUCCUGGCCAUAUGCCUUCUCAAACUUAUUCUGCCCAUCAUUGUGGCCCAAGUGUUUCACGGCUUGCGGAGAGAAGAGUGAGAACCCCCUGCCUUUGAGUUAAUUUAAUUUAAGUUGUAACAUUAAUUGUAUUCCUUUGUAUACCAUAACAGCUGACUUUGUGUGCAUCCCACCCCUUUAUGCUAUAUUAUCCAAUAGUAUUUUUUAAAGAAUAAUUUUCUGUACUUGCUAUUGAAGGAUUGAAUCCUCUUUCUGUCAUCCUAAAGAUACCUUGUAACUAGACAGCCCAUAGGGUAUGGGCAUUUUAACGUCAGAUGAUGGAGUUGCUGAAUUUUGUUCGAUAGUUCAAGUGGAAUAUUUAUGGACCGGACAUGGACAUUCACUGGCAGGGCUUUAAGCUGCAGGUCCUAACCCGAACCGUUCCUUCAAUAAAGUAUUUUUUCAAAGUAAAUCAAUACAAUAACUCAUACCACAACAUGUUAAAUGGCCCACAUGAUCAUGAUUGUUCAGUCACCCUCGCGUUCCGAGUGUGUUCAUGUUACUAUAUUAUAAAAAAAAAAGAAAAAAGAAAUGCAACGCCUAAUAAUCUAUGUCUAUUUAAGCCGAUUAAAUUGAUAAGACAACGAUAUAGAUAGAAGUAACUAAUAUCUAAUCAUAGUUGGUAACUGUUUUUAUUCAACGUCUCCCCCGUCUGCUGUCUUAAUGACGAUUUGCCGGAUACUAAUAUGAUAGAAUAUGUUUUCGCAAUCAUGAAAAUGUUUCACGAUAGUGGCUUCAUCCAGAUUACAAACAAACAGCGCCACACACCACACACACACACACACACACACACACACACACACACACACACACACACACACACACACACACACACACACACACACACACACACACACACACACACACACACACACACACACACACACU